Colius striatus (speckled mousebird) is the source of this 1556-nucleotide messenger RNA. RefSeq names its product 3-hydroxy-3-methylglutaryl-CoA lyase (gene HMGCL). NCBI's taxonomy places the organism in Eukaryota, Metazoa, Chordata, Aves, Coliiformes, Coliidae. Gene Ontology annotation, molecular function: hydroxymethylglutaryl-CoA lyase activity. The transcript is spliced from 9 exons. Gene Ontology annotation, biological process: L-leucine catabolic process; ketone body biosynthetic process. The record is from RefSeq and is a predicted model, not a curated record. Bases 1 to 975 code for a protein of 324 amino acids.
AUGCCGCAGUAUGACACCGCAUCGCUGUCGCGGGACGGCUCACGGGGACAGGUCGGCGGCGCGGCGGCGGCGGCCGGAGCCCUCCCGAGGCGGGUGAAGGUGGUGGAGGUGGGGCCGCGCGACGGGCUGCAGAACGAGAAGACUAUUGUCCCGACACCAGUGAAAAUCAGCCUAAUCAACAUGCUGUCAGAGACAGGGCUCUCUGUGAUAGAGGCCACCAGCUUUGUUUCCCCCAAGUGGGUUCCUCAGAUGGCUGACCACACUGAAGUCAUGCAGGGGAUCAAUCAGUUGCCUGGUGUCAGCUACCCCGUGCUGACCCCGAACCUCAGGGGCUUCCAGGCCGCGGUGGCAGCAGGGGCCAAAGAGGUGUCGAUCUUUGGAGCAGCAUCUGAGCUCUUCACCAAGAAGAACAUCAACUGCUCCAUAGAGGAGAGUCUGGAGAGGUUUGAGGAGGUGAUGAGGGCGGCGAGAGCAGCCGACGUGCCCGUCCGGGGAUAUGUUUCCUGUGUCCUUGGAUGUCCCUAUGAAGGGAAGAUCUCUGCAGCUAAAGUUGCAGAGGUCUCCAAGCAGAUGUACUCCAUGGGCUGCUACGAGAUCUCCCUGGGGGACACCAUCGGCGUGGGGACCCCGGGCAGCAUGAAGGAGAUGCUGACCGCGGUGAUGAAGGAGCUGCCGGCUGGGGCUCUUGCCGUGCACUGCCACGACACCUACGGGCAGGCUCUUGCCAACAUCUUGGUCGCCCUUCAGAUGGGGGUGAGCGUGGUGGACGCGUCGGUCGCCGGCCUCGGGGGCUGCCCCUACGCUCGGGGGGCUGCGGGGAACGUGGCCACGGAGGAUCUGGUGUACAUGCUGCACGGCCUGGGCAUCCACACGGGUGUGGACCUGCAGAAGCUGAUGGACACGGGCACGUUUAUUUGCAACGCUCUCAACAGACAGACCAACUCCAAGGUGUCCCAGGCAUCCUGCAGGCUGUGACACUGAGUCCAGUUUCUCCUGGAUCAAGGACCCGGCGCUGGGCAGGUUUCCCCUCGGAUCUCCUGUGCUCCUGCAGGGCUCAGCACUGCAGAGGAAAUGCACAAUCCACCAGAAUCUAUGAAGAAAUGGAAAAGACCUGAGAACGCUGCGUUCAGCCUUGGAGCUGUUGGCCAUUUCCUUGGAGAAGGGCACAGAUGGGCUGAGGGAGAGGCACUGGCUGCAGCACUCUCCUUGUGAGCCCUCUGUCUUCAGCACCAGCUCAGAGCAGCAUCUGGUGACUUCCACCUCCAGUGUUUUGCCAUAAACUACCAGCAAAGGCUGAGCCACAGCUUUUCUAGGUAGGGCACUUCUCCAGGUCAGGCUGCACCCUUCUUCCCUUCUCUCUCUCCUCACUACUAAUGUUAUGACUGACAGGAGACUCCCCUUUGUUACUGGGGUGUCACAGGGCAGCCUGGGACCUUGUCUCUCAGCGGGGAGGGACGGUAACAAGGGGCUGUAUCUGUUCUAAGAUACUUUUAACUACCAAGAGUAAUAAAUGCAUUAUUUAAUGUUAUAAACUAUUAGCAACUUAACCACUUAAA